GUUUUACAGAUCGAUAGAGUAAAACGUCACUGUGUACGUGUUUUUAGUUUUUAAACCUCUUUUUUGGCCGAUAUAUAUUUCGAUAUCUUCAGUGUCAGUGUCACACUCACAGUUCGCUUGACUCUAAGACCACUGUUGCUCUGUUGCCCGAGCUUCUUGCAAGCUUAGUUACCAUUCAACAUGGCGCCAAAUCCCCGAGUUUUGAAGGCCUUUCGUGCAAUGAAGGCUAUUGGCAUAAAUGAAGAUAAAGUGAAACCAGUUUUGAAAAGACUUUUAAAAUUAUAUGACAAGAAUUGGGAACUUAUAGAAGAAGAGAAUUAUAGUGUUCUUGCAGAUGCCAUAUUUGAUGAGGAUGAUUCUAAGGUGUCGGAGGAGAAAGAGAAUGUUAAUCAGGGAGAAAAUUUUGCUGAUGAAGCAGAGGUGCAUGAUGAACCUGAACGGCCAUUAAAACGAUUGCGACUAAGAAGCCAAGAAGGGCAGCCUUCUUCAUCUCUUAAUAUCAGCAAUUCUAUUGGGGGUGGAACUUCAUUAAGAACACCUAAAUUGGAGGAUGAAGAGCUGCAGGGCAUAGAUUCUCUGCAGAGAUCACCAGACGUGAUGAAAUUGCAAUCUGGGCCUGAUUAUGAUACUAGAAAUAUGGGAAAGCGACCAGAAUCACCUAUUCGUUUGGGAGCACAAGGAAGCUCUAACCCAUCUUUGGACAGAACUUUGCCUUCUGAUUCACAGUCUCCUCAGGUGCAGCAUUCUUACAAGGGAAAAGAACCUUUGUUACCUCAGGUUGCUCCUAGAGAGAAGAGACCUAUUGUAGGGAGGCCAUCUCAGGUGGUGCGGUUCAAAGAUCACGUAGUUGAUCCAGACAGUGUACCAGUGCCCAAACAAAAAGUGCUUGAUUCUCAUGCUUUGAUCAAGCCUAAAGAUGAGCCAUUUACUGAUGACUUUCCUCCUGAUGACUUACCUCGUUAUGAGGUUCCUAUUGCGGUGAUCCGACCAGAUUCCUUAAGCAAAGAUAAUAAUUCAGUUAGGAUGUUUUUAAAAGCAAAGCCAGAUGAUCAGGAGCCUCCAGCAUCCCAUUUUGUAGCAGAAGAAGAUAGACGUGAUGGCAUUCCGGCUUCAUCAAAUAACACAAGAACCAACUCUGAGCUUGCAGCUGUUCCAAAGGACUCUCCUGCUAACUUAGAGAUUGCUUCAUCAUCAUUGGGAGAGGAAAGGUUAAUGAACGUAACACUAUCUGUUGAUGCAUUGAAGAGAUCAGCUGCUUACAGUGCUUUGGGAGUAGGGGGCAUUGGAGGAAGUGAUUGUAUACCAGUCAAUAUUUCAAAUGGAUCAGUUGAUAGCCAUUACUUUUCUGAGGUUGGGGCACUUCAAAUUCCAGGGGAAAUACAACCUUUAAGUGAGGACAUACAUUGUGUUGUGAAUGGUUCUGUUGAAAGUAAUGGGGGACAGGAACUGAGAGGCCCUGACCCUGAGUCACAUAGUUUGGUGGUUGUUCCACAGCAUCAGCUCACUCCUGAGGAGCUAAGAUCUCUUCAGCAAUUCAAUGACAUAACUAAGGGAGAAGAAAUAGUUGAGAUUUCAUGGUUAAAUGAAAUCAACAAUGAGUGUCCUCCAUCUUUUAUCUACAUACCUCAAAACCUGAUUUUUCAAAAUGCUAAUUUGAGAUUCACUCUUUCUCAAAUUAAGGCAGAAGAUUGCUGUGCUACUUGUAUUGGUGAUUGUCUAUCCUCAAAUACAGUUUGUGUUUGUGCCCAUGAAACUGGGCACAAGUUUGCAUACACAUCAGAAGGCCUCAUUAGAGAAGAUUUCUUGGAAGAGUGUAUAUCUAUGACCCGUGAUCCUCAACGACAACGCUUUUCUUAUUGUAAAGCUUGCCCUCUUGAAAGAUCAAAAAAUGAUGAGAUCUUGGAACCAUGCAAGGGUCACUUGAAGAGGGAACAUAUUAAAGAAUGUUGGAGUAAAUGUGCCUGCCAGAAGCAGUGUGGCAAUCGAGUUGUGCAGCGGGGUAUAAGGUGCAAAUUGCAGGUUUUCUUUACACCUGAAGGAAAGGGAUGGGGACUUAGAACCCUAGAAAAGUUGCCAAAAGGGACAUUUGUGUGUGAAUAUGUUGGAGAAAUACUGACCAUCAAAGAAAUGCACGAGAGAAACAUACAGAGGACAAGAGGCACCAACAAUGAGCGGCAUACCCAUCCAGUUUUAUUGGAUGCAUAUUGGCGCUUGAAAGGAGCUUUGAAGGAAGAAGAAGCUCUUUGUUUGGAUGCAACAUUCUAUGGGAAUGUUGCUCAGUUUAUUAAUCAUAGGUGCCUUGAUGCAAAUUUGAUUGAGAUCCCUGUUAAGAUGGAGACCCCGGAUGAUCAUUAUUAUCAUCUUGCCUUCUUCACGACAAGAGAAGUAAAUGCCUUGGAAGAGCUGACUUGGGAUUAUGGUAUUGACUUUGAUGACAAUGAUCAUCCUAUGGAGGUGUUCCGGUGCCUAUGUGGCAGCAAGUUCUGCAGGAACAUGAAACGUCCAAUUAAAAUGUCGAGUCGGGCAAAGAAUAUUGAGAAACUCAUUGGGAAGAAGAAGAAAGCUGGGCGAACUCUAGCUAAAGAGAAAGAGAUUGAUACUCCUGCGUCAAAGAAGGCUACGAUCGCUACUCUUUUGACCUCGCUAACCUCCAGCAAGCAACAAGCUGAGACUCCAGCGACUGCCUCGGAGUCGAGAGAAAGAGAGACACAAGCGCGCGAUCCUCCCCAACAUCCACCUCAAACUGUUGAGCAACUUUUGGAUGGGCAGUCUGUUGUGGAUAACCUCAAGCUUGCCAGUUGGUUUGGCAAGAGAUACACCCUCCCCUUAGAUCGAGCUCGAUUGGAGGGCGAGCAUGAUGAGGAAUUGGCGCUCCGAGCGAUAUCCCUUCAACUAGAGCAGAUUGCAUGUACCCAGCUCUUGAGGGAGAGGGCUGGGUUGCUGCGAGGACAUAUUGGCACUCAAGAGGCAGAGAUCACAUUGCUGAAUGAAAUGGUCUCUGUCUUUGAGAAGAUGAUUCAGGACUUGGAGGCCGAGCUGCAAAUGUCGAAGAAGAGGUCCUCUGCCCUCGAAGGAGAGCUGCAAAUGUCGAAGGAGAGGUCCUCUACCCUCGAAGGAGAGCUCCAGGGCGCCCUGGAGAGGCAUACUGUUGAGCUAGCCGAGCUGAGGAAAAAGGUUAGGGAGCUGGAGGCCGAACUUGCCUGCUCUGGCGACCAGUUGGCCAAGAUCUACAUCAAGGUCCAGAAUGACAUUUUGGUUGAGCUACAGAAACGAUACCCAACAGAUGACUUCUCCUGGGUUGAAAAUCUCGGUGGGGCCUAGGAGGAGGAGGUUGAGCAUGUACAUGGGCAGAGGGACAAAGAUGAAGAUGUAAGAUAGCUUGGGACUUUGAUUCGAAUAAGACAAAUUGCUAAUCAAUUUGCUUAAGUAGGAUAGCUCGUAAUCAAAGUUCGAAUGAGAUAAAUUCAAGAUAAAAAGCAGAAGUAAGAUUGCUUGGAAUUUCAGCACAAAUAAAAUGAAGGAUAAAAUAAAUAAGUGAUAUCGCUCGGUAUUUUUGUUCGAAUGGCAAAGCAUUUUGCUUUAAGUAGUGUUGCUUGUAACCUUUUUUUAAACUUAAUUAUAAGCAAGUUGAUUUGCUGAAGUAUGAUUGCUCGUAAUCAAAUUUCGAAUAAAAUGUACUACAGGAUAAUGUGAUUAAGUUAAAUUGCUCGGAAUCUUUGUCCGAAUCUAACGAACAGCAAAAUAUUUUGCUCAAUUAGGAUUGCUCUGGACUUUUAUCCUAAAUAAUCUCCAAAAUGUUUUUGAUCAAGUAAGGUUGUUCGGAACAUUGAUUCAAGCUUUACUCGGCUAAUUUUCUGCUUAAUUGCUUUGCACGCUAUAAUUGUUAAUGGGCUAGGUACCCUUUAAUUUAUUUAGUCUAGCGGACUAUCACCCUGGAUGAUGUGUUAAGUACCGUUAAUUUAAUUAGUUUGGUGGGCUAUCACUUUGAAUAAACCAAGUACCCUUAAUUUAUUUAGUAUGGUGACUAUUGUCGUGGAUAGGUUAAACAUCCUUAAUUUAUUUAGCUUAGCAGACUAUCGCCGUGGAUGGGCUAAGCACUCUUAAUUUAAUUAACCUGACGGACUAUCGGCGUGGAUGGGCCAAGUACCCUUAAUUUAAAACAAUAAGAUAUUCAAAAAAUUAUCUUUAUUGAUAAUAUUUGCGAAGGUUACAUAUAUUCCAAAGCUUGGGGCAAAAUUAUGCCACUAACUUUGUCUAGCUUGUAAGAGCUUGGGCGAAUGAUUUUUGAAACAACGAACGAUCUGACCUGGUUUCUUCCUAGCUUUUCAGCCUCGGCAAUACCGCCAGUGACAUCGUCUCUUUUUAGCACUAACUCUCUGACUAUAAAUGCUUAGCCUUUGACUUUCUUACUGUACAUGUUGAUCAUCUUUUGUCUGUAUGGUGUCAUUCGAACAAAAGCUUGAUUCCUAAACUCUUCUGCUGUAUCAAUGUUGAAAUGCUGAUUUUCCUCUUGUGAAGCUUCCUUGGGUGCUCUAUUCGGGCAGAUAGCACUCUGAUUUCCGCAGGAAUUACUGCCUUUGACCUGUAAGCAAGUGAUGCUGUUGUGAGUCUUCAAUGACCAGUCAAAAUGCCAAAUCAGCCUAUAAACAAAAAAAAGCCGUGAGGGUCUAAAUCUGCAUUAUGAUUACUAGAUUCAUGGGGAUUAUGAGACUUGGCCCUUUUGCUGUGAUGUUCUCUCCCUUUAACGAGGAAAAGUUCAUCGGCUGGAUUUUCCUGCAACUCUUCUCAGUUCUAGCAACUAUUGCGUCAACUGAUACAGAUUAAGGUGUUAUUCUGUGAAGCCAGGGGGGGGCAUUUUGUACUGCUACAUAAAUCUGUUAUGGAUAUGUACAUAACAAGCAUCUGUUUUUUUUUUUUUUUUUUUUUUUUUUUUUAGUCUCAGACAAUCCAGCUUCUCAAGUUCUGUUCUUUUAUUUUUUGGGGCGAGGGUGGAGAAGGGGGCCAGGGAUUUUGGAAAAGCUGGUGUUAGACAUCCAUCACUUGCUCUUUAUGCUCUAUAUAAUGAAGCAACUUGAUAAGAUUCAGGAAUUCUCCUGAAUACCAA
Molecule: messenger RNA, 5104 nt
Organism: Hevea brasiliensis (rubber tree)
Lineage: Eukaryota; Viridiplantae; Streptophyta; Magnoliopsida; Malpighiales; Euphorbiaceae
Product: probable inactive histone-lysine N-methyltransferase SUVR2
Exons: 12
Coding region: 181-3321 (1046 amino acids)
Cellular component (GO): nucleus
Molecular function (GO): zinc ion binding; histone methyltransferase activity; protein binding
Source: RefSeq, a predicted model, not a curated record